UAAAGAUUUAUACCGUCUGUGGUAAAUUACAGCUUAAGAGUGUUCAGUCAGACAUAAGUAGCUCUAGUGAGCAUGUGAAUGUGAUGCUUACUUUGGAUUAUGGAACUUUUUAUUAUUAUUAACGGAUUCAGUAUUUAUUAAACUCGGUGUAUCCGUUGUUGCUUUGGAGAUGCAGAGACUGAUUAAAGAGACACGACGUCACUCUUUCUACUCAUACCUGAGCCAAAGGCGGGCUGACAGCUGGGAGGAGAGAGACGCAGAAAAGCGGAAGUUUUUCCGCCUCAGCGUUUACAGAAAGUGAGAGAAAGCAGCGGGAGAACAGUGCCUCACACUAAGCUGCUUCACAAACACUGAAGAAUGAUUUUCCAUCAGCAGUGAUUCCUGGUGUUCACAUUUUACAUGAAGUAUUGAAGGUGGUAACUAUGACGACUAAGAAGCUGCUCAUUGAAACACUGAACCAGUUGAGUCCAGAGGACUUUGCUGAGUUCAAGUCACUCACUGAACUGGAGAAAGAUCUAUCAUCCGAGCCAAGGGGUCGACUGAAAACAUCAAACACACAGGAUGUAGUGAAGCUGAUGGAGGAGACGUACAGAGGAGAGAGUGUGGAGGAGACCAGAAAGGCUUUAAUGAAGAUGAACAGGACUGAUCUGGUGCAGAGAUUAUCAGACAAACAGUUUCCUCCACUGAGCCAGAGAGUGGAAACGAUGGAGUCUCUUAUUGAGCUGCUUUUGGAGACACUGGCUGAUCUGAGAGGCAGCGAGGUCAGAGACUUCAUCGAGAUCCUGAGAAGAAAACAUGGCUCAAUGAGCCCCAUGAGUCUGUCUGAGAUGUCAGACCUGCCGGACGUGCAGGAUGUGGUGUUUUUGAUGGUGAGGACUUUUGGCCAACAGUCAGUGAAGAAGAUCGUGGAGGUCUUAAAGGAGAUGAAGAGGACUGAUCUGGCUCAGAGGCUGACAGACAGCAGCUCAGAAGCUCAAAGUGAGAUAAAGACAAAACAUGUUAAAAUCAUAAAAGUGUUUCUGCUUCAGUUCAUAUUAGAAACAGUCAGAUUUACAGAGCAAAGAGAGCAUUGUUGA
Molecule: messenger RNA, 1076 nt
Organism: Maylandia zebra (zebra mbuna)
Lineage: Eukaryota; Metazoa; Chordata; Actinopteri; Cichliformes; Cichlidae
Source: RefSeq, a predicted model, not a curated record